Messenger RNA from Octodon degus (degu), 2309 nucleotides. It is a transcript of the gene Fam131a, whose product is annotated as family with sequence similarity 131 member A. The coding region runs from base 396 to 1241 and encodes 281 amino acids. The record is from RefSeq and is a predicted model, not a curated record. NCBI's taxonomy places the organism in Eukaryota, Metazoa, Chordata, Mammalia, Rodentia, Octodontidae. The transcript has 7 exons.
CCGGGUCCCUCUCCCGGGAGCGGCGGCCGACGCGCGGCUCCCACCCCCCUCACGGGCAGUCCCCUCCGGGUGGUGGCCUGACCUCGGCAAGGCGAUGGCCCGGGCCCCGAGCGUGCUUGGGUGCCCGGCCAGGGGCUGUAUCGGCUCUCGGAGCCCGGCGGCUCAGGCAUUUCUGGGGACCACCAGCUGUCUGAGGCUCAGGGACAGAGACGGCUGCUCCAGCUAAAGUGGCCUCGGACCCCGCGUGGGCUGUGGAGUGGAUUGAACUUCCGCGUGGCCUCUCUCUAUCCUCUUUGGGAUCUGCUCGGACCCUCCGAGGCUGGAGCCGGUCCUCCCGACCUUCCUCCGUGGACAGCCAGGACUUGCCAGAGGUGAAUGUUGGAGACACAGUCGCAAUGCUGCCCAAGUCCCGGAGAGCCCUAACCAUCCAGGAGAUUGCCGCGCUGGCCAGAUCUUCCCUGCACGGUAUUUCCCAGGUGGUAAAGGACCACGUGACCAAGCCCACGGCCAUGGCCCAAGGCCGGGUGGCUCACCUCAUUGAGUGGAAGGGCUGGAGCAAGCCCAGUGAUUCACCUGCUGCGCUCGAAUCGGCUUUUUCGUCUUAUUCGGACCUCAGUGAGGGUGAACAGGAGGCUCGCUUUGCAGCAGGAGUGGCUGAGCAGUUUGCCAUUGCAGAAGCCAAGCUCCGAGCGUGGUCAUCAGUGGAUGGCGAUGAUUCCACAGAUGAGUCCUAUGAUGAGGACUUCCCUGGGGGAACUGAAGCAGACCUGGCUGGGCAGCUGCCUCUGGGGCCCCACCUCCAGGACCUCUUCACUGGUCGCCGAUUCUCCCGGCCUGUGCGCCAGGGCUCCGUGGAGCCUGAGAGCGACUGCUCGCAGACCGUGUCCCCAGACACCCUGUGCUCUAGCCUGUGCAGCCUGGAGGAUGGGUUGCUGGGCUCCCCAGCCCGGCUGACCUCCCAGCUGCUGGGUGACGAGCUGCUCCUCGCCAAACUGCCCCCCAGCCGGGAAAGUGCCUUCCGCAGCCUGGGUCCUCUGGAGGCCCAGGACUCGCUCUACAGCUCGCCCCUCACGGAGGCCUGUCUUUCCCCUGCCGAGGAGGAGCUGGACCCUUGCAAGGACUGCCAGCCGCCCUGCCCUCCUCCUGGGGGCAGCUGGGAACGGCAGCGGCAAGCCUCUGACGUGGCCUCUUCUGGGGUGGUAUCCUUAGACGAGGAUGAGGUGGAGCCUGAGGAACAGUGACCCACAUCCUGCCUGUUAAUGGCCUGCGCCCCCUGGCCACCACUGGGGGCCAAGCCUGUGUGCCCAGAUGUGGGCUCAGGGCGCUUAGCCAGCUCCACAGCUAGAGGGCUCCUGGGAGCACUCACUUCUCCAUUGUGUGUUUUGCAUGAAAGUGUUUGGAGAGGAGGCAGAGGCCGGGCUGGGGGCGCAUGUCCUGCCCCCACGCCUAGGGCUUGCCGGGGUGUGCCCGGGGCCCCUGGGGCAUGGCUACAGCUGUGGCACAGUGAUGUUCAUGUUCUUCAGUCCAAAACUUGCCACAUUUCCUCCUCAGAUGACGUGAACCCCUGAGGGGUCGUCGUGUCUGGGCUGGGGGGUGAAGUAGGCGGGAUCUGUCCGCCUCCUCCCCUCCCCAUGCCUCUCUGCUUCUGUCCUGACCUCUGAGUCCAUGUGCAGUGCUUGAUAGAACCACCUCCCGCUGGGGGGCUGGCUCCUGCCUGCCCGGAGCCCACUGAUCGAGCCGUCCCCUACGGGCCCCUGCCCUGCGGGGCUCGUGCUGUGCUUCACUUCAUUGUCUCUAAAUCUUUUUUCCCAAAGACAGAGGGUUUCUGGUCUGUUCUUUUAGUUGGAUCUUCUGUAGGAGGCACUGGGAGGAUGAAUGUAUUUCCUGGCUUCUCCAGGGCUAGGCUGCAAGGUGGAGCCUUGGGUUUCUUCUGAGGUGUGGCUUCGAUGUUCUUCUGGAGAGGGCCACAAGGGGGCCACCGGAUGGCUGGGAAGUUGUCAGCUGACGCCUGUGCCAGGCCAGAAUUGUGCCACUGAGUGACAGUCAUGAGGGAGGAAGGAGGGUAGUGUCUUUGUUGGCUGUGGUUACAGUAGUGUUAAUGACCAGGCAGUGGUGGCCUAUGGCGUUGUGCAUUUUGAGGACACUGGACUCUCAUUGGCAUGGCUGUGGGUGGGAUAGGCAGUGGCAGGUAAGCGGACCCAAGGUAAGAACGAGAGUCGGUGGGCACAAGCAUUGUAUAUAUAAGUGGCUCAUUAGGUGUUUAUUUUGUUCUAUUUAAGAAUUUGUUUUAUUAAAUUAAUAUAAAAAUC